UGGCUAAGUUCCUUUUGCCUGACCAUUUGACCAAUGUAAAAAUUAAAUAAAAAAUUCAGCGCACAGCACAGCAUGACCAGUGACCACUUUUUAUUUGUAAUAUUAAACUUGGAAGUAAAAACGCAAAUUGUUUUCUGGUCAAAAACUUCGUUGUUACUGAUCUGUAAAAAGUAGACCAUAGUGUCACCCUUAAAUAUGAAACGUAGUUCCAGAAACUUUAAACACGAGAUUAAUCCUGUCAAAGAUGAAGAAUCACGGUUAUCUCAAAUACUUUUUACCAAGAAGCAAAAAUUAAUAGAUAAAUUGAAACCUAAUCAAGAAUUAUCAGACAAUAUUGAUUUAAAGCCAGUAUGGACUGAUGAUGAUGAUGGUAAAUAUACUGCAGCAAAUAUCAUACCUCAAGCUGUAAGUAAUGUUCAGUACACUGAAAAACUUAAACAAAAAUAUAGAACUAUCGUGGGAACACCCAGUUGGGCGGAAAUAAAGAAAAAUACAGAUUGUGAAGAUGAUGACAAACUGAUGAAAACAGUAGGACACAUAGUUAAAAAAAAAACCAAAGAACUAAAAAAAGAUUUCUUGGAAUAUAAAAUAUUACCCAAAAUCAACAAUGAUAUUAGUAAAGAAGGUCCUUUGAUUAAAUGCAUAGAAUUCCAUCCAAAAAUGAGUGUAUCAUUAAUAGCUGGACAAUCUGGUGUUGUUUCUUUAUAUUCAAUUGGAGGUGACAAAAAUGAAAGACUUCACAGUUUUAAUCUAAAAAAGUGGCAAAUAACUGCUGCACAUUUUACACCAGAUGGAAAAAGUGCUUUUAUAGCCUCUAAAAGUAACCAUUCUUACUGUAUUUAUGAUUUAGUGAAGGCUGAAGCUAAACUUGUGCAGUUGCCACAAAUCUCAAAGAGGCCACAUAUUUUUCAAUUGUCACCAAAUGGAAAAUACUUAGCAACAUCAGAUUGUUUUGAUGAAGUAUACUUGAUAGAUACAGCAUCUCAAGAACUAAUAAGGGUGUUAAAAAAUAGCACCAAUAUAAAAUCAGCAGCUUUUAACAGUAACAGCAGUGAAUUAUAUUGCUUUGGUGACCAAGGAAUAGUUACAGUUUGGAGUUUAUGUACAUUUAAAUCUCUGAAAAAAUUCUAUGACAAUGGAUGUGUAACUGCAUCAUGCAUAACCACUAGUGCAUGUGGAAGAUUGAUUGCUACAGGAAGCGGAGAAGGAAUAGUGAACAUUUAUAAAACAUCUGACCUAAUGACAAAUGAACCUAUCCCUUUGAAGACAGUAUCUAAUAUAACAACAAAAAUUACAUCAUUAAAAUUUAAUUCAACCACAGAGAUACUAGCUGCAUGUUCUGCCUACUAUCCUAAUGCUGUAAAAUUAAUACAUAUUCCCUCAUAUCAUGUUUACCAAAAUUUUCCCAAACAGUCCUUCAAUUAUAAUCAUAUUCAAGUAGUAAACUUUUCUCCAAACAGUGGCUAUAUGGCAUUUUCAAACAACAGAGGAUCUGCAUUUUUACAUCGUUUGAAAUAUUAUAAAAACUAUUAAAUUUUGUUUCCAAAAA
Molecule: messenger RNA, 1549 nt
Organism: Bombyx mori (domestic silkworm)
Lineage: Eukaryota; Metazoa; Arthropoda; Insecta; Lepidoptera; Bombycidae
Gene: wcd
Product: U3 small nucleolar RNA-associated protein 18 homolog
Exons: 2
Coding region: 196-1533 (445 amino acids)
Biological process (GO): rRNA processing
Cellular component (GO): Pwp2p-containing subcomplex of 90S preribosome; small-subunit processome
Molecular function (GO): protein binding
Source: RefSeq, a predicted model, not a curated record